AUGGGAAAGGUUCCUAUUACAAUAUUGUAUGAUGGACAUUGGAAUGACAACAAAAAAUUCGUGGGUUAUAGGUUGACAGCUAUGUUGCUUAACGACAAUGCCACAUUUUUAGAUGCUUUACAACUAUUGUAUAAAGAGUUGCCUCUAAAGUUGGAUUGUCAUCGCCACUACAUUAGGAUUUUUGUUGAUAUGAACCUUGGAGAGAAUGGAAAUAAUAUUUUAGAGGUUAUGGGUGAUAGUGGUAUGAGUUGGUACCUACAUAUGGAAAAAUCUGAUAAAGAAAUGAAAUACCCACUCAUUGUAAGUUUUGAGGAGCGUCCAAUGGUUGAACUAAUUCAAAAGUCCAUUGAGAAUAGUCGUUUGUUGUUGGAGUCUGUUACUGAUCACUCCUCUAUAAUGGAUUCAGAUUUGUCUUCAAAGUUUGGCACAAAAUUUGAAGUAGGUUCAUCGUCAAAUUCUCAUGGUGGGAGCAGUGGUAGUUCAACUGUUCUAAGUACCAACACAAACAAUUCUCCUACUUCAGAAAACGUAGACUCUAUAUUUGUAGAUCCCAUUGGAUUGGAAGAUCUGAAAGUCAAAUACUUCUUUGAAAAUAAAGAAAAGUUGAAGACUGCAUUAGGGUUGAUCUCAAUUAAGAAAUUUUUUGAAUUUGUGACUAUUAAGUCUAACCAAACUAGAUUGGUUGUCAGAUGUGUAGUUCCAAAUUGUGAAUGGUACAUGAGGGCUUCAAAGUAUGGAAAUGGAGAUUUUUGGAUGGUAAGGAAGUAUGUCAAGGAUCAUACUUGUCCAAUUGAUGUUGUGUUAAAUGAUCAUCGUCAAGCUACUAGCAAAUUAGUGAGUGAUUGUGUAACUAACUUGCUAAGAGAUGAUGCAACAACAUGUCCUAAAAAGAUAGUAGCUCAUAUGUUGAGAGAUUAUGGGGUCCAUAUUAGUUACUUCAAAGCUCGUAUGGCAAAGGAAAAAGCAUUGGAGGCAUUACAAGGAUCUGCUGAUGAGUCAUAUGCUCUAUUGCCAUCAUAUCUCCAUGCUCUAAAGUCUUCUAAUCUUGGCUCAGUGGUUGAUUAUCAAACUGAUGAUGAAGGCAGAUUCUUGUAUAUGUUCAUGGCAUUUGGAGCUUCCCUUGAAGGAUGGAAGUAUUGUAGGCCAGUCAUAUCAGUUGACGGAACAUUUUUAACAGCUAAAUUUGCAGGAACAUUGUUCAUGGCAUGUGCCAUGGAUGCCAAUAAUCAUAUAUUCCCAAUAGGUUUUGGCAUCGGAGAUUUUGAGAAUGAUUCUUCUUGGAUUUGGUUUUUCCAAAGAUUAAGAGGUGCAUUAGGAUCUCGAGAUAAUCUAGUUAUUGUUUCAGACAGACACAGGAGUAUUGAGAAUGCAAUAUCUACUGUGUAUCCAAAUGCAGAACAUGUCUUAUGCACCUAUCAUUUGUUGAACAACCUAAAAUCUGCAUUGAAGUUCAAGGGCCAUGAUGUGCUAUUUGAGAAUUGUUCAAGAGCUUAUUUGAAGAUUGACUUUGAGUUUUAUAUGCGCCAAAUGGAGUCAAUCAAACCAAGAAUUCGUGAAUAUCUUCUUCAAGUUGGAUACGAGAAAUGGGCUAGAUCAUAUUCUACUAGAAGAAGAUACACCAUUAUGACCUCAAAUAUAUCUGAAAGCUUAAAUUCUGUUUGGAAAGAAGCUAGAGACUUUCCUGGUAUAUUCAUUUUCUAUUAUGGUAUAUUGUAUUUUGUAACUGGUAUAUUGAGAAAUAUACAAGAUGCAGCAAAAAUUGUAGCUUUAUUGGAAAAUUUAAGGCAAAAGGUUCAAAAUUGGUUUGAUACACGUCGUUUGGAAGCAGCAAGCACAUUUACAAGGUUGUCAAAGUGGGAAGAAGACCAGCUUGUUGAGCAAAAUCGUCUAGGUAGAAUUAUGAAUGUAUACUCUGUUGGUCAUCAAAUUUACCAAGUUGUUGAUGGUAACUUAGAAUUUGUUGUUGAAAUUCUAAAGCGCAGUUGCACUUGUCGCAAGUGGGACUUAGAUGAAAUCCCUUGCUCGCAUGCAUGUGCUGCCAUAAGAAAAGCAAACUUGUGCCAUUAUACUUAUGUCUCUAAAUUUUACAUGAAGGAUGUUUUUGUGAGCACAUAUAAUGGAAUAAUCCAUCCAGUGGGAAGUCAAAAGUUUUGGGAUAUUCCUGAUAUUGUCAAAGAUCAUGUUGUGCUGCCACCCAUUGUAAGGAGAAGAGCUGGCAGACCAAAAAAGAAGAGGAUUCCUUCAGCUGGGGAAAAAAGGAGGCAAAUCAAGUGUGGUAGGUGCAAUGAAAAUGGACACAAUCGUAAAAGAUGUAGAAAUGCUAUUCAUGUGAAGAUGAAAUAUAUGAAGAGGCUGAAAUCUUGUGUUCAUACUCAUUAA
Molecule: messenger RNA, 2379 nt
Organism: Humulus lupulus (European hop)
Lineage: Eukaryota; Viridiplantae; Streptophyta; Magnoliopsida; Rosales; Cannabaceae
Product: protein FAR1-RELATED SEQUENCE 5-like
Exons: 5
Coding region: 1-2379 (792 amino acids)
Molecular function (GO): zinc ion binding
Source: RefSeq, a predicted model, not a curated record